Messenger RNA from Alternaria arbusti, 366 nucleotides. RefSeq lists its product as uncharacterized. The record is from RefSeq and is a predicted model, not a curated record. The coding region runs from base 1 to 366 and encodes 121 amino acids. Lineage: Eukaryota; Fungi; Ascomycota; Dothideomycetes; Pleosporales; Pleosporaceae. The transcript is spliced from 2 exons.
AUGGAGAAGAGACUGUUGUCCCAGCAAGCGAAGAGGUUCAACCUCCACCAAUUGAAGUACCUACAGGCAUUGUACGAGAAGAUCCUCUACCAAUGGAGGUACUGGCAGACUUCAUUCGAGAGGACAAUAUGGUUCGAUGGAGCCAAGAACCCCAGCAGCGGCCGGUCCAAGUACCGACAGACUUCCUUCAAGAAGACAACAUGGUUCGAUGGAGUCAGGAACCCGAGCAAGGACUGGUCCAAGUACCCACAGACUUCAUUCGAGAAGACAGCAUGGUUCGAUGGAGCCAGGAACCCCAGCAGCGAUCGGUCCAAGAACCCCAGCAGCGACCAGUCCAAGUAUCCACAGACGUUAUGCGCGUUAUAG